Molecule: messenger RNA, 715 nt
Organism: Oreochromis aureus
Lineage: Eukaryota; Metazoa; Chordata; Actinopteri; Cichliformes; Cichlidae
Product: galactose-specific lectin nattectin-like
Exons: 6
Coding region: 96-596 (166 amino acids)
Molecular function (GO): signaling receptor activity
Source: RefSeq, a predicted model, not a curated record
GCUGUUCAGCACCUUCUCACUGGAAGGCUGAAGCUACUGGUUUGUGCUGAAAAGAAAUAAAACAAGAUAUUCUACAAAAGAUACUAAACAUCACCAUGAAGCUGCUGACUGUGUCUGCACUACUUUGUGCAAUGCUGGGUCUGACGACUGCUGCUGGACAACAUCAUGUAGAGAAAAGAGCCAUAUGUUGUCCCCAUGGCUGGAAUAAGUACGGCUACCGAUGCUUCCGUUAUUAUUCGAAUCCUUUGAACUGGGCUGAGGCUCAGAGAGCCUGUGAGUCUGUGAAUGCAAACCUGGCAUCCGUACGCAAUAUCAGGGACUACUACUUCAUUCGCAAGGUUAUAUAUCAUGCCACUCAUGCCAAUGGAGAAACAUGGAUUGGAGGCUCUGAUGGACAAGUGGAGCGUUACUGGUUUUGGAUCGAUGGAACUCGCUUCAGUUAUACACGCUGGUGUCGCACACAGCCUGACAACUUUUCAGGCAAUCAGAACUGCAUGACAAUGAACUGGCUAGGAAAAGACUGCUGGGAUGAUCAGCACUGUGGCAUCAGACACCCAUACGUCUGUGUCAAGAACAUGCUUUCGUUCUUAGGCUGACAUGAAGGCAUCUGGCAAAGAAGCAACUUUUACAUCUUGACUUAUUUUCUUUCGCUAAACUUUGUUUUCCAGAACAAAUUGUUCUCUCUCUGCUUCUGAAAUAAACUAUUAAGCUUUGA